Talaromyces rugulosus is the source of this 636-nucleotide messenger RNA. RefSeq lists its product as uncharacterized. The transcript has a single exon. NCBI's taxonomy places the organism in Eukaryota, Fungi, Ascomycota, Eurotiomycetes, Eurotiales, Trichocomaceae. Bases 1 to 636 code for a protein of 211 amino acids. The record is from RefSeq and is a predicted model, not a curated record.
AUGUCUGACCAAGGGUACCCUGACAUCCAUGUCGAUCUGGAUGCCGGCGAAAAGAACGUUGAACUCGGCGGCAUAUCUAAGGAAGUUUGGAAAACACUCGAGGAAAAAUGGGGAAAUUUAGCAAAAGCCUUACACAGGCUCAACAUAUUUCUAAACUUCCAUGACCACUAUAAGCAUGAUGACGAUGCCCCAGAUAGUGUCGAUUGGGCAAUGACUAAGGGAGCUCCCUCAGUUAACAACACAAAGAUUGAACUUGCUGAAAUUCGUUACGGUCGAAUUGAAAGCAUUGCUCCGAAGGAUUCCCUUUGGUUUAUAAUAAAACACCACCAAGACCCGCAGGGCCCAAUACACAAAAUGUCCACAUUCUACUCCUCGGUUCAAAUAUAUAACGGCGACAAGACUGUUAAGCACAAAAUACUACCUGAUGUUCCUGUUCGCGUUAUCGAGGCCACUCAACACGGGUUAGAUACUUACGUGCUACUUGCGAUGCAUGCUGAGCCAAAUGAGUGGGGCCCAGUCCUCAAUAUAUGUAAGGGGAGGCUUGAAGUGAAAGAAUCAGUAACUGUUCGUGUCAUGGACAGCAAGCCCCAGGGAAAGCAUCGAUCUGCCACUUGGAAAGGCGAAGAAAAGAACUAA